Colletotrichum karsti is the source of this 2295-nucleotide messenger RNA. RefSeq names its product glycosyl hydrolase family 31. NCBI's taxonomy places the organism in Eukaryota, Fungi, Ascomycota, Sordariomycetes, Glomerellales, Glomerellaceae. The transcript is spliced from 2 exons. Gene Ontology annotation, biological process: carbohydrate metabolic process. Bases 1 to 2295 code for a protein of 764 amino acids. Gene Ontology annotation, molecular function: carbohydrate binding; hydrolase activity, hydrolyzing O-glycosyl compounds. The record is from RefSeq and is a predicted model, not a curated record.
AUGGUCCGCCUUCGCGAUGGAAUGUGGCUGCCCGCCGAGGGCACGGCGACGGAAUACGCAGAGGAAGUCUACUAUACAACCGAGAUCGAGGGCGGAAAGGGCCUCAGUUUAUUGUGCCCGACGAGGAAAAUCAAGUCUCGGGGCCACACGCUGAAUGCGAGCACCGUAACCAUUGAUGUCAAGGCCGAGUUUGACGGCGUCAUCUCAGUCGAGGCGACUCACUGGGCCGGCGCGCUCAACAAGGGUCCUCAUUUCGAGCUUUUCCCAGAUGGCAGGCCCGAGGUUGAGGCACAGAUCAAAAAGGGUGACAAGGGCACGACGACUUUAUCCUCGGGCUCGCUGUCCGCGACCGUCCACCCGGAUUUCGACAUACAGUUCCACAGUACCGACGGCUCCAAGCGGCUGACGUCCCUUGGGAGCCGAAGCGUCGGCCUGGCGUACAACCCCCCGCCAAGCACGCCAAUGCAGACCGGGGACAUGCGCAACUUCAAGCACUACAUGUUCACCCAGACCACGCUCGGCGUCGGUGAGACCAUCCACGGCCUCGGUGAGAGGUUCGGCGCCUACAACAAGGUCGGCCAGUCCAUCUCGCUCUGGAACGCCGACGGCGGCACCUCCAGCGAGCAGGCCUACAAGAACGUCUCUUUCUGGCUUAGCUCCAAGGGCUACGGCGUCUUCAUCGACACGCCCGGCAAGGUCGACCUGGAGAUCGGGAGCGAGCGCUGCAACCGCCUGCAGACCGUCGUCGAGGGCCAGAGGCUCAAGUGGUACAUCAUCUACGGGCCCACGCCCAAGGACAUCCUGAAGCGCUACACGACUCUCACGGGCCGCGCCGGCAAGGUGCCCAGCUGGAGUUUCGGUCUCUGGCUGACGACGAGCUUCACAACAAACUACGAUGAGGAGACCGUCAACACUUUCCUCGAGGGCAUGAAGGCCCGCGGCUCCCCCGUCGACGUCUUCCACUACGACUGCUUCUGGAUGAAGGCCUUCACCUGGACCGACUUCGUCUUCGAUUCGGAGCGCUUCCCCGACCCCAAGAAACAGAUCGCCCGCCUCAAGGAGUCCGGCCUCUGCAAGAAGGUCUGCGUGUGGAUCAACCCCUACAUCGCCCAGCACGGCGAGGCCUUCAAGGAGGCCGCGGACAAGGGCUACCUCGUGAAGCGCAGGAACGGCGACGUCUGGCAGUGGGACCUGUGGCAGGCCGGCAUGGGCCUCGUGGACUUCACCAACCCCGAGGCCUGCGCGUGGUACGUGGGGAAGCUCAACACCCUCUUCGACCAGGGCGUCGACGCCAUCAAGACGGACUUUGGCGAGCGCGUGCCGACCCUCGACGUCGAAUGGCACGACAAGACCGUCGACCCCGUCAAGAUGCACAACUACUACGCCUUCAUCUACAACAAGGUCGUCUACGAGGCCCUCCAGAAGCGCUACGGCGACGACGAGGCCGUCCUCUUCGCCAGGGCCGCCUGCGCCGGCACCCAGCGCUUCCCGCUGCAGUGGGGCGGCGACUGCGAGUCCACCCCGGAGGCCAUGGCCGAGUCCGUCCGCGGCGGCCUCGGCCUCGGCCUCAGCGGCUUCUCCUUCUGGAGCUGCGACAUCGGCGGCUUCGAGGGCUACCCGCCCCCCUGGAUCUACAAGCGCUGGGUCGCCAUGGGCCUCCUGUGCAGCCACAGCCGCCUGCACGGCAGCAGCUCGUACCGCGUCCCCUGGGUCAUCGACGACGACGACCAGUCCGACGAGGGCUGCUCCAGGACGCUGGCCAAGUGGACCGCCCUCAAGUCCCGCCUCAUGCCCUACAUCUUCGCCCAGGCCCAGGCCGCCGUCGACCAGGGCAUCCCGCUCUCGCUGCGCGCCAUGUGCAUCGAGUUCCCCGACGACCCGACCGCCUGGUACCUCGACAGGCAGUUCAUGCUCGGGCCCGGCGUCCUGGCGGCGCCCAUCUUCGAGGAGUCGGGCGAGGUCGAGUUCUACCUGCCCCGGGGCCGGUGGACGUCCUUCUUCACGGGGGAGCACCGCGAGGGUCCGGGCUGGUUCAAGGAGACGCACGGCUUCGGCACGCUCCCGCUCUACGUGCGGGAGAACACCGUCCUGGUGCUGGGGAGCACCAAGGCCGUCGGUGCCGUGUACGACUACGCGGCCGACGUCGAGGUGAGGCUGUACCAGGUCAAGGAGGGCGCCAAGGCCGUCAUCGUCGACAGCGAGGGUAAAGAGGUUGGCGUGCUGGAGGUCGGCGCGGACGGGAAGCUCAAGGAUACGUCGGUUCUCAAGGGCGACUUCAGCGUCACGGAGCUAUGA